AUGUCAUCUAAAAACUAUAAAUUGAUUCAUUAGAAAAUUGCAAAUACUACCCGUUACAGAGAUGAUCCAUUAUCAAUCAAUAAUAAAUACUAUGUUCGAUUAACUUAAGAUUCUACUAGAGUUCUAGAUCUGAUAGAAAAGGAUAAGUAAAUCCCACAUAAAUCUAUGAUUGAUCGAUUUUGGGGCCACAAAACUCAAAGACUGCCUGAACCUGUACAUUAAGAAGAAAAACAUGUUCAAUUGCCACAGGAAAUUGUACCUUAACAGGAAAAGCAAGAAACUCUACCUUAAAUUGAAAAAUAAACUGAAACUUAAUUCAAGAAAACCAUCAGCCUGAAAUAAUUUAAGGAAAGUUUACUAUAUGAUGAAAGAACUAGUUCUAUACCUAAAACCACUAUGCAUAAUCAUAUAGUUGAAGAUCUAAUUAGAGAUAGUGAUAUUUUCUUAAAGAAGUCUGAAUUGCUCGAGCAAGUCCAAAGUUUGAAAAGAUUAAAAGUGUUAAAGAAAUAUGAAGCUAAUCAUUCUAACCUUCCGGGAGUAGGUAAAUUGCCAUAUAUUAUCAACGAUUAUCAUUCAAAAAGUACCAAUCCUGGAUACUCGAGGAAUAAUAAAGGAAAUUUUUUUACAAGAUGA
Messenger RNA from Paramecium tetraurelia, 633 nucleotides. RefSeq lists its product as uncharacterized. NCBI's taxonomy places the organism in Eukaryota, Ciliophora, Oligohymenophorea, Peniculida, Parameciidae. The record is from RefSeq and is a predicted model, not a curated record. The transcript has 2 exons.